CAGGCAGAUCAAUGUGGAGCCGGUGAGGCACCGCGACCGGCCCGCCAGCAUCCCGCCGGCAGCCGCGGCCGGCAGGACGAGCGCAGCCUCCCCAGCGCGGAAGAGGCCAGAGAGAAGGAGAUCUGACUUGUGGAGGGACUUCAGUCUGGGCUGUUACUCUUGGAGGACUGGGGAAAUGAGGGCAUAUCCUCCCUGCCCAUAUAGUCUGCAACUGAAGACACCUUUCAGGAGGCUGUGAGGGCUGCUGAAGAUGUCCGAUAGUCUGGAUAUUGAAGAAAAACCUCCAGCCCCACCGUUGAGAAUGAACAGCAACAAUCGCGAUUCUUCGGCACUAAACCACAGUUCAAAACCGCUCCCCAUGGCCCCUGAGGAGAAGAACAAGAAAGCCAGGCUUCGCUCCAUCUUCCCAGGAGGAGGGGAUAAAACCAACAAGAAGAAAGAGAAAGAACGCCCAGAGAUCUCUCUUCCUUCAGACUUUGAACAUACAAUUCAUGUGGGAUUUGAUGCCGUCACUGGAGAAUUCACAGGCAUUCCGGAGCAGUGGGCCAGGCUACUACAGACCUCCAACAUAACAAAAUUGGAGCAGAAGAAGAACCCACAAGCUGUUCUAGAUGUUCUCAAGUUUUAUGAUUCCAAAGAAACAGUUAACAACCAGAAAUAUAUGAGCUUUACAUCAGGAGAUAAAAGUGCCCAUGGAUACAUAGAAGCCCAUCCUUCGAGCACAAAAACAGCAUCAGAACCCCCGCUAGCUCCCUCUGUUUCUGAAGAAGAGGAUGAAGAUGAUGAAGAGGAGGAAGAUGACAAUGAACCUCCACCUGUUAUUGCACCACGGCCUGAACAUACAAAAUCAAUCUACACACGCUCUGUAAUUGAACCUGCCGCUGCACCAGCACCAGCUAAAGAAGCCACCACUCCCCAACCUGAAAACUCAAACACAAACACUUUGUACAGAAAUACAGACCGGCAGCGAAAAAAAUCCAAGAUGACGGACGAGGAGAUCCUAGAGAAACUGAGGAGCAUUGUGAGUGUGGGAGAUCCCAAGAAGAAAUACACUCGAUUUGAAAAAAUUGGCCAAGGGGCGUCGGGAACUGUUUAUACAGCAAUCGACAUUGCCACAGGACAAGAAGUGGCCAUAAAGCAAAUGAAUCUCCAACAACAGCCCAAAAAGGAACUAAUUAUUAAUGAAAUCCUGGUCAUGAGGGAAAAUAAGAACCCCAAUAUUGUUAACUAUUUAGACAGCUACCUAGUUGGUGAUGAACUCUGGGUGGUUAUGGAAUACUUGGCUGGAGGCUCUUUGACCGAUGUUGUUACGGAGACGUGCAUGGAUGAAGGACAGAUAGCAGCUGUCUGUAGGGAGUGCCUGCAAGCACUGGAUUUUCUUCAUUCAAACCAAGUGAUUCACAGAGACAUCAAAAGCGACAAUAUUCUUCUCGGAAUGGACGGAUCUGUCAAAUUGACUGAUUUUGGCUUCUGUGCUCAGAUCACCCCUGAGCAGAGUAAACGGAGCACAAUGGUUGGGACUCCUUACUGGAUGGCACCAGAAGUGGUGACAAGAAAAGCAUACGGCCCCAAAGUGGACAUCUGGUCACUUGGGAUCAUGGCAAUAGAAAUGGUGGAAGGAGAACCUCCUUACCUUAAUGAAAAUCCUCUCAGGGCGCUGUAUCUGAUAGCUACGAACGGGACACCGGAGCUGCAGAACCCCGAGCGACUGUCCGCUGUGUUUCGCGACUUUCUGAACUGCUGCCUGGAGAUGGACGUGGACAGGCGAGGGUCUGCCAAGGAACUUCUGCAGCAUCCAUUUUUAAAAUUAGCCAAGCCUCUCUCCAGCCUGACUCCUCUCAUCAUUGCAGCAAAGGAAGCGAUUAAGAACAGCAGCCGCUAGCGCUUCAGGCCGGCUUUCUCCCAUGCCAGCUCAGAGCAGGACUGAGAACAAAAACUCUAGAAAACCUCAACUCUUGUGCUGCAGGACAGAUGGAUGGAUGAACAAACCAACGGUCACAGUCAUGGUGGUAGGAGGGAGAACAACCCAGUCCCUCAAGGAGUAAAAAAUUAUCAUUUGUCUUCUUCCUGCUUUCUGGCUUGUUAAUUUAUUUUUAAGAUGAAACAGGGCUUAAGACAGAGAGGUAAUGACCGAAAAUGCUUUGCUGCCUCAACCAUUUCCAAGGUAAAGCAAAUUCAGUUGGAAGAUUCCCUUCCUUCUCACCCUGUGAAUAAGCUGUACAUUCACUUUUAAAUUGUCAGUUGUUUCUUAAAGAUGGAAAGUCUCUUUUAUGGGGUUUUUUUUUUGUAUGGUUUGGAAUUGGAGAAGGGUCUCCUUUAUUCAUAAACUCCAGACUGCACUGCCUUUUGAAUACAGCCCACUCGCUGGUAUUUGCCCAGUCAUGGUACUUCUAGACGAGGAAGAAAUUGAAAUUGCGUUUUGAACCAAAAACGAAUCAAGAGUGGGGCAGACAAAACAUCCUGUUCAGAUACAGGCUUUCAACUGUGAAUAUAUAGUGUUUCAGUUCUUGACAAUUUGAUUUGUAUAACUAAUUGUAACCUGUUUGCCUGGAUGAGAGUCUUACUAAGAUGAAAAAGCAGAAAGUUCAGUCAGUGUGCUCAGAAAGGGCUCGUCUGAUGCAAAGCUGUAAGAGAAACAUGAGGUAAGAGCGGGCCCAGCCUUGCCCGGUGCUGAGCCCCAGCAGACCCCUUGCAGAGUGCAGAGCAGCCUCAGCACCCGCAGAGCCAGGCUGGAAGAAGGAGCUUGCAGCAGACCAGCACUGGGUGCUUUGCCUCUUCCUGGGACCGGACUAAUCAUCCCGUAUCAGAGCCAAACUGGCAGUGGGCUGCCCCCGAGGUGAAAUCGUAGCCAUGCCGUGAAAUGCGCGGACUGGUGGGAUUAGUCAGCCUGAGUCCGUGCAGGAGUAGAGAAGGACAAACCAGAGCUGAGUGGUGUUGUCACUUCCAAGGAAGCCUACCCUCCGGGUCGUCUUGUAGCUCCUGGGAAAGGUUAGUAGCGUCUGCGCUGCUCUCGGCAGAGGGGGAGGGAGCCGGGCGGUGCCGCAGGCUCACGUGCAGGUGAGUGUCCUUUAGGCACGCGAGUUCUGCCGUGGAAAUGGAGCCCGAUGCGAGGGAGUGACAGCUUCCGCAGUUUAAAUAUGCAUGAGCCAGUGCAGCAGACAGCUCUGGGAGAAAGCACAUUAAAACCUGGAGUUCUACACCGAGCGAGAGCAAACUUGUGAAAUGCAGAGUGGAUCGCAGAAAUAUUUGGAGGCACCAAGCCAGCCUGCUUUCUGCUGUCCUGCAUACAGCAAGCACUGCUGAGUGCAGCUCUGAGUGGCUGGGAGGGAGGGAAUCCUGGAUGUGGCUGAGGAUUGCGCUUGACUAGUCAACUCAUUUGUAAGGGAGCAGAAUAGUUUGAAGUAUGCAAUUUGUGUUUUAUUUAUUAAUUUCUGAAGGAAAGACGCAAUGUGGCUUCACUCAGAAAAAGCAUUUGCAUGGAGUAUUUGUUGCUGUAUUUUGGUAGUACAACUAAUAAAGACCUUCAAAACAGCAAUUGAAGUAACAACCACCCAGUGAGCAAAAGAAAAAGAAAAAAAAAAAAAAAAAAGUAAAACAGAUUUCUGCUGUUUCUGCUGUAGAUCUUCAUGUUUAGGCCUGGUCCUGCAAAGGGCUAAGUAGCCUUUAAGGUACUAACCACCUUCAUGAUUUGCCAGUAGGAAUGAAGGAUGCUUGGGCUAUUCUUGAAUUAGGCCAGUAGCUUGUUUGGCUUUGGCUUCCUAUUUAGUCUUUGUGUUGCAACUGUCAUUAAUGCUGCCAGCUAACCUACCCUCGCUCGGUCUGUCCUGGUGUCUUGGGCCGAGGCACCAGACGGAGGCAAUGCUCUAUGAGUUACCACAGCUAAGUAUGAAUUAACCUUUCCUGAUAUCCUGGGGAGCACAACAGGUCUGAUUUUCAGAUGCUCAAAUAACAUGCCAGGGGGAGCUGCCAGGAGCUGGCAGCUCGCACCACGCCUGGGCCGGGAGCAAUGGUGGCCGAGCCCGCCCUCCCCACGUAUAAAAGGGGAGCCCACGGGGGGCGCGAGCGACCAGGGUGGGCAAACAGGGCACGACGUGUCAGCAAGGGAUAGACUACUGGAAUUGCACCCCACCUUCCCCAAGACAGGACGCGAAACACGGAGGAGUCCCUGUCUUCUCUCCGCCUGGCUGAACACAGUGGCCUAAGGGACGGGGGGGAAUGGUGACAAGUUCCCUCCCAGCACAGCACACACGUCUCCUCCAUGGCUGCCCCACCUCCCCGCGUGCCCUUGCAUAAUCAGUAUGAGGCUCUGCAAGUGGAACUGAACAAUGACGAAGAACGAUGGUUCAUCUAGCUUGAAGGUGCCACCGAGGUUAGGUUGGCUUACGCCCCGUGUCAAAACUGCUUCCAUAAACUAAAAAAGGUGGGUCGUUAUCAUAGGAGACUCUUCUGAGGGGAACAGAAGGCCCAGUGCACCAACCGGACCCACUUCUUGGGGAAUUCUGCCUCCCAGGGAGCCAGGUUAAAGGUGUGAAGAGAAAGCUGCCUACCCUGCUACAGCCCUCGGAUUACUAUCCAUUAUUGAUUUUUCACGUAGGCAGCAAUGAAGUUGCAGCAGGAAGUCCGAGGGCAAUCAAGAGAGACUUCAGGGCCUUGGGAUGACUGGUUAAGGAAUCAGGAGCACAAGGAGUAGCGUUCUUCUCUGUGCUCUAGUUAGUCGGAAUGAUGAGGGAAGAAACAGGAAGAGCCAGCAGAUCAAUAUUUGGCUCCAAGCCUGGUGUCACCAGCAGAAUUUUGGGGUUUUUGAUCAUCAGUUGGUUUACACAACACCAGGCCUGCUGGCGAGACAAGGUACCCUGUCGCAAAGGCCGUAAAGGAUCUUUGUGCAGGAGUUAGCAGGGCUCAUUGAAUGAGCUUUAAACUCAAUUUGAAGGGGGACAGUGAUAAAACCAGGCUCGCAAGAGAUAAGCCUGGUGGCAGCAGGCCAGUGUUUGAGGGAUGGUGUGCUAGCAAGGCCCUUCAGUCUGCCGUCUCAGUGGAGGUAGGGGGAUGGAGAGCCAUGCGACAGCAGAGACGCAGGGGUUACUGAUGUGUUGGAAACCGCGGAAGUGCCUGACAGUGGUCAUGUAGGAAUUAGGGCUUCUCCCCCAAAGAAGGUGGUGGGAUGAAUAGCCCCACUGAAGUGCACCUAUACCAAUGCAGGCGGCGUGGGCAACAAACAGGAGGAGCUGGAAGCCACUGUGCAGCAGGAAAACUGACAUAGUUGCCAUCAUGGAAACAUGAUGGGAAGACUGGCACAGCUGGAGUGCUGCAGUGGGUCACUAUAAACUGUUCAGGAGGGACAGGCAGGGAGGGAGAGGUGGUGGGGUAGCCCUGUGUGUUAGGGACAGUUUUUCUUGUCUAGAGCUUAAUGAUGGUGAUGAUAGGGUUGUGUGUUUAUGGGUAAGAAUCAGGGAAAGGCCAACAAGGCAGAUAUGGUGGGAGUCUGUUAGAAACCACCCAACCAGGGUGAAGAGGCAGAUGAAAUAUUCUAUAAGCAGCUGAGAGAAGUCUCACAAUCGCUAGCCCUUGUUCUUGUGGGAGACUUCAACCUACCAGAUACCUGCUGGAAAUACAAGGCAGCAGAGAGGAAACAGUCCAGGAGGUUCCUGGAGUGUGUGGAAGAUGGCUCCCUCACCAGCUGUGUCAGGAAGUUAACUAGGGGAGGUGCCCCACAGGACUUGUUUGCAAACUAAAAAGGACUUGUGGGCGAUGUGAGGGUUGGAGGAUGUAUUGGGCACAGUGAUCACAAAAUGGGGGAGUUUUCGAUUCUCAGAGUACUAAGGAGGGGGGCCAGCAGAUCUGCCACCUUGGACUUCUGGAGGGCUGCCUUUGGCCUGUUUAGGAGCCUGGUUGCUGGAGUCCCUUGGGAGGCAGUGCUGAAUGGCAGGGGAGUCCAGGAAGGCUGGGCAUUCUUCACAAAGGAAAUCUUAAAGAUGCAGAAGCAGAUCAUCCCCAUGUGCCACAAGAUGAGCUGGCAGGGAAGACCUGCCUGCCUGAAGAGAGAGCUUUGGCUGGAACUCAGGAAAAAAAAAGAGUUUAUCACCUUUGAGGGACAGGCAACUCAGGAGGACUACAAGGAUGUUGUGAGGUUAUGCAGGGAGAAAAUUAAAAGGGCCAAAGCCCAACUAGAACUUAAUCUGGGUAAUCGUUUCUUUUGUGAGGUCCCAUUUUCCUCUGUCAGCUCAACCUAUCUGGGGGAGAGACUUUCUUGAGAAAGUAAUUUGGGCUCAAGAUGGGCUGCCCUCAAUUUGUAAAGCAUUCAUCUGAAUGAAACGUUUGUAUUCCGUGUAAAAAGUGAAGAAACAAGUGACAAUUUCUGUUUCCAGUAUAGCUUUUGUUUUUUCCUACCCACAGAGGAACAGACAGCCGUCCUUUAAAAGGAAAGCACUUUUUUAUGGUAUGUCUUUGCUGGACAUACAAUAUAAACACUUAUGUUGACAGACUACACAAUCUGAUUGGGUUUUUUCCUAUUUAUUUUCUUUACCUAUAAGUAUUUCAGCAUCUCUACUUUAAAAAAAAAAAGGCACCACCACAACUUGCUGGAUGAUAACAGAUAUGAAAAAUAGGAAAAUCAAAUGGUAGCAUCAUUUUUUUUUUUUUUUAAAUCCGCGUGUGCCCCAGCAUACAGAAUAUAGUUGGCACUGGCUUUUUAAAGACAACUGCUGUAAUAAGAGGCCUUACUUUUUAUUUUAUUAAAUACUAUAUUUAUUUUUCUUUGCAUCAGCAAAUCUAGAGACCUUUCUUCUAAAAAAAGUUACUGGGAGGCAGACAGGAUUCAACAGAAAUAAUCUGUGCCAGUGGCUGUUUUCAGUAUGGACUGUAAUUGCCUAGCAGAGACUGUCUGACGUGCAGGGGAACACACCUCUGGCAUCCCUGCGGCUGUGUGCUUGAGAGUCUCUGGCACUAAAUUCUCAGUCGCUAGUUACUGAAAGAUGGCAGCUGCUUUUAUAUCCUCCUGACUCUGAUAGGAAAUGCGGAAGAAGCAUAUUAAUAUAUUAAAACCAAAACCAAGCCAGUCCUGGGAGGGGCAAGUCUUGUACAUUAUUUACAGGCUCACAUUGUAUGUUAGGAUUGACAAUAGCAUUGACCUUGCAGAAAAGAAAGAGGCGAAUACCAUAAAAUCUCUGGAACCAUCUUGGGUUUUCUGACUGCUAUCCUCAGAUUAAGCAAUUAGUUACAUAUCUUUUUGGAAGCAUUAGAAAUAGGCUGUUUCUGUUGUGAACUGCAUAGGUAAAGAGUUUUCAAACACUUUCAUUCUAAGAUUUUAAAAGAUUGGUUAAUUAUCUUCAUGUUUAAAUUCAUUAAAUGGUAAAACCCCCCUAGCCAGAGCCUAUGAUUCCCAUCUCUGAAAAUAGGAUGUGUGAAAAUGACCCAAUAGCACAUUGUGAUUUUAAUGCGUUUUGGGACAGAAGCAUGACAGCAGGAAAGUCAGGGAAGUUUGAGAAGCACAGAAAAGUUUAUUUAUUUAAGAAAAAAGAAAAAAGGAAAAAAAAUAACUAUACCUAUGUAAAAUGCCAUACAGCUCCUGCAUGCACUCUUGGGAGCCUGCACGGGGGUGGAUCUUACAGUGCUCUCAGGGUUUGAUCACAAACUCGGGCCGGGGUUGCAUUCUCACUUCUUGUGUCAUUGCUUUUGUAAGUAUGUGUGUGUGUAUUCUCCAUCUCUGGCUACUGGUCGGUUGACUCAUGCUACACACAAAUGAACUCCAGUAUUUUUUUUAGAUGUUUGUGCUGAGUUUCUUUGAGGCCAAUGGCUGCACGUCGGCAGGUCUUCCAGUCAGUCUGUCCCCAUGACCUGCCACCAAAAAUGAAGCACAUUCCAGUCACCACAAGAAGGGAAGUAAGUACCUGUCUCCUGUCCUCUAGUUGUAGGAAAUGCCACCACACCCUAUUGUCUGUAUGGCAGUUAUUUCCAGUAUAUAGUCAUUGGUGUGGCCACUGAAUAUUCCUCACACCGAGCAUGUAAAUACAUGUAUUUCUUAGUCUAGUCCUGCACAAAUCCAGUGAGCAAAGAGACAGGGAGAUAUCUGUCACACCCACCAUUAAAGACAGGAUCUGGUGUUCCUUUGCUUGACAUCCAUGGCGUGCACACUAAUGCUGGCUUCAUCUUGCUAAACAUUACCAAGUUAGUGGUCCACGCACCUUCCUGGUGGUCUGUUGUUCAUUCAUGUGCAGAUGUGGCAACUUAAUGAUGGAUGAUGGCACAAGCUGAUGAAGACCCGUAAAUAUAAGUGUUCAGCUUUUUUUUUUUUUUUUUUUUUUUCUCCCCUGACCAGAUAACUAUCUUUAAUUUUAGCCCCCAGUUUUCAGG
Messenger RNA from Tyto alba (common barn owl), 8349 nucleotides. RefSeq names its product p21 (RAC1) activated kinase 3 (gene PAK3). Gene Ontology annotation, cellular component: cytoplasm. The record is from RefSeq and is a predicted model, not a curated record. Bases 251 to 1882 code for a protein of 543 amino acids. Lineage: Eukaryota; Metazoa; Chordata; Aves; Strigiformes; Tytonidae. The transcript has 16 exons. Gene Ontology annotation, biological process: regulation of axonogenesis; protein phosphorylation; regulation of actin cytoskeleton organization. Gene Ontology annotation, molecular function: ATP binding; protein serine/threonine kinase activity.